This is a messenger RNA of Magnolia sinica, 2274 nucleotides long. RefSeq names its product probable receptor-like serine/threonine-protein kinase At5g57670. The record is from RefSeq and is a predicted model, not a curated record. The transcript has 11 exons. Gene Ontology annotation, molecular function: ATP binding; protein kinase activity. NCBI's taxonomy places the organism in Eukaryota, Viridiplantae, Streptophyta, Magnoliopsida, Magnoliales, Magnoliaceae. Bases 79 to 1989 code for a protein of 636 amino acids. Gene Ontology annotation, biological process: protein phosphorylation.
ACCAUUCGACUAUACCAAACGAUACACAAACGGUUUUCUCUUUUCUUCUUUUGGUGAACGAGUUCUUUAGAGAAUUGAAUGAACCAAUCCAUCGAGUUUGGAAGCGACAUGGUUCCUUCUAAUAGUAUAAUACUUGUCGGUGUUCCUAUUGAUGUACAGGCGAGCACCGAGCUUCUUUCAUGGGCCAUAGAGGUUGCGGCUCAGCCCGAUGACACUGUUGUUGCACUACAUGUUCUUGUUGGGAAGGACAGUACUGCAAUCGACAUGAAUAAAAUGCGUCGAGCAAAAGCAUUUGUGAUAUCCGUUCUUGGGGAGUUCGCCGAGCUCUGCCAAUCUAAGAAGGUGAAUUUGGAGGCGAAAGUCCGGUGGUAUUCCAGUAUUAGAAAAGGUCUUAUUGAAGAAGCGGCAUCCCUCGAAGCUGCCUUUCUAGUCAUUGGUGGCUCAAGAAACAGAUCACAAAGGACAUCACUUGAAAUUACGAAGCAUUGCUUCAAGCGUUCGCCGGAAGGCUGUUCUGUAGUCGCGAUCAGAAAAAGAGGACUGCCUCACCAAUAUUCAGAUUCAAAAUCCAUGCCUGAUGAAGGAUUUCACCAUUCAAGCUCAAAAGUAACUAACAAAGAUAUCCAAACUAGCAAAUCUCUUUCCUCUCUUCAAAAGCUUCUUAAAUCAAUGAAAAAGGGUGAGAACUCAUUCAACAAGAGUAAGAGUCUUUGGCAUUCUCCGACUGAAAGCCUAAGCGAAAAGUAUUCACCUAGAGCCGUUCUGGAUGGGCCUGAAGUUGGGGUCCACGUCAUGGAGGACUGCUUCAGUCCAGGGGAUUUCAGCAACAUUGACUCACCUCCAUUGGAACCGAAAUCAAGCGAGUUCAACCACCGAAGUACACAAACCCGUUCCAACAUCUGGAAGAGCUUGUCAAUGGUCAAAAUCUUCUCUCCUUUGUUCCGAUCUGCAGUCUAUGAUGAUGUAAAGGAGAAAGAAAAUUGCCCAUCUGAUGAAGAAAACCGGCUUCCUUCAUUGAGGUGCUUCAGCUAUGAGGAGAUUUCGCAUGCUACAAAUAACUUCCACCCAGAUAAUAUGGUGGGCAAAGGAGGGUAUGCAGAAGUAUACAGAGGCAAUCUCUAUGACGGACAGACGAUAGCAGUGAAGAGGCUAUCUAAAGACAAUACUGAUGAACACAAGGAGAAAGAAUUCCUUACAGAAUUGGGUGUAAUUGGGCACGUUUGCCAUCCAAACACGGCGUUUUUGAUCGGCUGCUGCAUUGAAAAUGGGCUCCAUUUGAUUUUCAAUUUCUCGCCAAAUGGAACCUUAGCAUCAGCAUUGCAUGGUAAGGAAUCACUAGAGUGGCCUGUCAGAUACAAGAUUGUCAUUGGAGUUGCAAGAGGCCUCCAUUAUCUUCAUAAAUGCUGCAAGAGACGUAUAAUCCAUCGGGAUAUUAAGGCAUCCAAUGUUCUUCUUGGACCAGACUUUGAACCACAGAUUUCGGACUUUGGGCUAGCGAAAUGGCUCCCGACGCAGUGGACCCAUCACUCUGUCAUCCCAAUAGAGGGAACCUUCGGGUAUUUGGCACCGGAAUACUUCAUGCAUGGCAUUGUCGACGAGAAAACGGAUAUUUUUUCAUUUGGGGUUCUGCUGUUGGAGAUCAUUACCGGCAGGAGACCUGUUGACUCCUCAAAGCAGAACAUUCUCUCAUGGGCAAAGCCUCUCAUAGAGUCUGGAAACAUCGCUGAUCUGGCGGACCCCAAACUAGGAGGCAAAUAUGACAUGGAUCAGAUGCACCGGUUAGUACUCACGGCUUCCUACUGUGUCAGACAGUCUUCGAUAUGGCGCCCAUCCAUGAGUGAGGUGUUGCAGCUUGUAACGGACGGGCAUGAUUCUAAGAUCACACUGAGCUGGAGGACGUCCGAAUACAAUGCCGAUGAGUUGGAUGAUUAUUCGAUGAACAUUGAUUGCCAGUGUCCAAUUAGUUACAAUUUCGAAGAUUAUCUGUAGCUCAAGAACUCAAAUACUUCCAUUUGUGAUACACCAUGGUAGUGGUGCAGAUACAUCAUAGACUAUGGAUUUUACAUAUGAUUUUGAAGCAUCGGACACUUUAUAAUACGUACAGGCCAUACGAUUGGGUUAGAUUUGUUGUUGUAGGCAGCAUUCGAGCUCAGUGUGAAGUAGCAGCUUCCUUGGGCCGAAAUGACUCUAAUUUAUCCAUUUCUGAGUUUUGGUUUCACUCUAAUAUACUGCAUUUGUUGCAAGUUCAAUCCAAUCCUUAAAAUAUUUUAGGAA